Penicillium cosmopolitanum is the source of this 1731-nucleotide messenger RNA. Its product is annotated as transposase. Lineage: Eukaryota; Fungi; Ascomycota; Eurotiomycetes; Eurotiales; Aspergillaceae. The transcript has a single exon. The coding region runs from base 1 to 1731 and encodes 576 amino acids. Gene Ontology annotation, molecular function: DNA binding. The record is from RefSeq and is a predicted model, not a curated record. Gene Ontology annotation, cellular component: nucleus.
AUGCCGUAUCGACCCAAAAUUGACGAAUCUCGUGUGGCUGAGGCUUGCGAAGCCGCCAGUCUCCUUGAAAACCCGAAUUUGUCGCAAAUCGCGAGGCAAUAUGGUGUUUCAUAUGGGGUAUUGCGGGGACGCAUCCGCCAGGGUAAACAGCCUCGUACAGCACCAAAACCUGAAAAUCGAGCUCUUGAUAAUACUCAGGAGGAAGCCUUGAUUCUGUGGAUUGUGGAAUUGAACAAAUAUCAUAUGCCAGUAACCCCGGCGUUGCUCCAUGAGAUGGCGCAGCUCUCGUUAGUUCGCGCAGGCUCAGAUCAUAUCUUAGGCGAUCGCUGGGCUUAUCGCUUUAUUAAGCGUUUGCCAGAGGAUGUGAAACUAUCGCCAGUGAAGCAGAGAACGAAGGAGUAUAAGCGUAUUAAGGCAGAGGACGCAUGGAAGCUCGAUGUGUGGUAUAUGAAGCUGAAAAAUGUGAUCAAAAAGAAUACCCCAGCACGGUUGGUAUACAACUUUGACGAAUGUGGUUUCCAACCAGGAAAAGGCAAGAAUCGAAAAGUGUUAGGGCAGGAAGGAGGGCCUGAUCUUGGAGAAAACGAGCAUUCAGAGACUAUUACUGCUCUAGAGUGUAUUGCUGCAGAUGGUUGGUUUAUGGACCCGUUGUUCGUUUUUAAAGGUACCACCUUCCAAGAAGUUUGGUAUGACAACAGCGAGGGCCUUCCACCACGUACACUUACAGCAGUCUCUCCAAAUGGCUGGAUUUCUGAUGAACUACUUCUUGAGUGGCUUGGUCACUUCCAGGAAGCAACAAAAGAGCGAGUAGAACCUAAUGAGAAGCGUAUUAUGAUCUUUGAUGGUCAUAACUCUCAUCUUACGGUUGAAUUCCUCGAAAAAUGUCAGGAAUAUGAGAUUUUACCAAUCGCAUUUGAGCCUCAUACAACUCAUAUAUCUCAGCCUCUUGAUGGCAAGCCUUUUUUGGCUUAUAAACAGCAUUUCAAGGUGGUUAAUAAUGAGAUGUCGUACUUUGCAGGUAUGCCGGCUGGUAAAUCAGAGUUCUUAAGAGUCAUCACCAGAGUACGCGCCCGUACUUUCAACACUCGAAUUAUCCGAGAUUCGUUUAAAGAACGUGGUAUUUUCCCAGUCAAUGGCAAAGAUAUUGUUAAGAAGCUUCGUAUGAAGCUUCCAAUAAGUUCUGAGGACCUUGAUAUCGAUACAUCUCAGCUACGACUACACGGAGAAGAGCAUACACCACCUCCUCCUGAACCUGGAUCAUCCAGUAUUGAGAAUUCACCUCCAAAAUCAAUACAAGCUGCCAAAAGGAAUCAUCGGAAGCUGGAGAAGCUAUUCAGAAAAGAGAGAAUAUCCCCAAAGCUUCAGCGAGGGUUAAAUCGAGUUCUGAAACAUCAGGGUGUUAUCAUAGAACACGCAGCAUUAACCAAAGAUAUUGUUCGUCGUAUAUCAGCUGCACGUCGUCCUCUACAACGCCAGUUUCACAAGCGACAGGUAAAGCCACUCUCUGGCUCUAAUAUACUGAGUGUACGUGAUGCCAACUACUCAAUUAAAGCCAGAAAGGAGAAGGAAGCAACAAAGGUCGCAAAACAAGCUGCAAAACGAAUAGGCCACAAGCUCAACCAACCAACAGCAACAGAGGUUUCACAGGCAAAGCAGGCAUCAUUAGAUGCGGAAAAAGCUGCCCGAGAGGGUGGAUUACUUUUUUGGUUCGAUUCAAAUCCAGUGCGUUGA